CGUCGAAUCGGUCCAUUGCCGUCUCAACCGUACAAGCGAACACAGCUCUACGAGGCACGUCCACAAAGUUGCGAGACUCCUACAAUAAAGUCGCUGACGUCAUCACUCUAGUUCAAAACUAGACCAGAUUGUCUCUCUCUCUCUUACAAGAAACUUCAAAAAAUAUACAAGAAGCCAUGUUGAGCCAACGACUUGUAGCCGUGUUUGUAGCCAUCUUUGUGAUCACGUGGUGUUGCAUCCAGGCUGCUCCCAGUGAAAAGGAGCGAUUACUCAAUGAGCUCGAGUUCGUGGACGAUGACGGCUCUAUAGACGCGGCUCUCAUGAACUAUCUCUUCGCCAAGCAGAUGGUGAACAGACUCAGGAGCCAGAUGGACAUCUCAGAUCUCCAGAAGAAGCGCAGUUACUGGAAGCAGUGUGCUUUCAACGCCGUCUCCUGUUUCGGAAAAUAAAUUCCGCCAAAAUAUCACUCAAUACUUUCAUUUUUGUAAUAAUUGUUAAGUCGAUAAUAUCAUGUCCUUCCAUUACCUGAAAUCGAACAAUUCCAAAAUCCUAAUUAUUAAAAACAAUAUUUUAUGUGAAGUUUAUUUAUAUUAUGUAAUAUCAAUGAAGUCUCCUGUUUGGAAAAUACUUUCCGCCAAAAUAUCAAUCAAUACUUUCAUUUUUUAUAAUGAUUGUUAAGUCGGGAAUAUAUCAUGUCCUUCCAUUACCUGAAAUCGAACAAUUCCAAAAUCUUAAUCAAAAACAAUAUUUUAUGUGAAGUUUAUUUAUAUAUUAUGUAAUGUCAAUGAAGUCUCCUGUUUGUAAAAUACCUUCCGCCAAGAUAUCACUCAAUACUUUCAUUUUUUAUAAUGAUUGUCAAGUCGGAAAUAUAUUAUGUCCUUCCACUUCCUUAAUAUACAAACAAUUCAAAAAUUUUGAUUGAAAUAUAUUGUAAUGUGGAGUUUACUUAUAUUAUUGCAAUGUCAAUAUGGCAGUCACCUGCUUGGAAAAUAAAUUCCGUCAAAAUAUCACUUAAUACUUUCAUUUUGUAAGUCGAUAAUAUCAUGUCCUAGAAACGAACAAUUCCUAAAUCUCAAUUGAAAUUAAUUUAUCGUAUUGUGGAUUCAAUUUGAAUUGUUUGAUAUGAGUGCUAACUCCUGUUUUGGGAAUUAAACUCCAUCAAAAUAUCACUCAAUACUUUCAUUUGUAAUAAAUUCCCUAGUCGAUAAUAUUAUAUCCUUCCUUGUCCCGGAAUCGUUUUCCAAAAUCUUAUUUGAUAAUUUAACUUGAAAUGAUUAUUUAUUUUUAGUAAAUUCAGAGGUUUCUUUCCUUAGAAAUCAAUACCUUCUCCUUAAAAAAGUAAUACUCAAUGCUUUCAUUCUGUAAUACUAAGUCGAAUUAAGUCGAAACUAUCAUGUGUCCAUCCAUGACCAGGCAAUUCCAAACGUAAUCGAAAAUCAUAAUUUAAAUUUGUUGUAAGUUGGAAAUUAAUUUAUGUUUUGUGAUAUCAACGCAGUCUUGUAUGUUCGAAAAUGAAUACUUCCUUAUUGUAAUAUUAUGUCGAAAAUAUUUCAACAUGUCCCGAAAUCGUUACCCAAAAUCUCAAUUAAUAUUGUGAUAUAAGAUCAUUUUAUUUUUUAUGAUAUCAAGCCAUCUUCUAUUUUAAAUAUACAGUAGAUUACUCCAAAAAUAUAUGUCAACACUUUCUUUUUUGUAAUAUUAGGUUGAAAUGUCCUUCCAUGCCAUGAAAACGUGAUCUUAAUUUAAACAGUAAAUCUAGAGCUAAUAUCUUUUUGAAUAUUAAAGGUGUAUAAGGUUUUGGAAAUGAAUUUCAAAUUCCGAUAAAAAUAUGUAUUCAAAUUUAGAUACUACACAGACUCCAGAGUUUAGAAGUUCGUUCUCGAUGUUAGUCAAAUUUUGCAAUCAAAUUAAAAAACCUUUGUCUUUUCCUUCGUAAUUUACAAUAUUGAUUAAUUAGACCUUGAAUAAUUUGUUUGACCAAUUUCAAAAAUUUUCACUAAUUCUCUCGUAUACAGAGUGCCGGUUGCACAAAAGUCGGUUAAAUUUUAAUCAUGAUUAAUUCCACGAGAACCAAUCAGAGAAGCCGUCUUAUCGAAAAGGCCUUCUCAAAUUGGCUCUCUUGAAAUUAAUAACGGUUAAAAUUUAACCGGCUUUUGUGCAACCGGGCCAUAAUAUUCAAAGAACAUAAGGAACCUCUUUACAAACACUGAACUGAAUUACACGAAAAUUAUUACUAAAUUUUCUUCAUCCCAAUCAAUUUGUUUGAAUAGGAGUACAGUAUAACUUUGGAGGUGUUUUUCAUACCGUGUCGAGAAUGAUAGAUCAUUUUCAUGAGUUGGUACAGGAACUAAUAAUAAGUUAGAAUAUUUCUCUUCUUCUUGUGGUUCCUAUCCGUUGGCAACAAGCUAGGCAAGCCUAAUUUUGUCCACAACCAUGCGGAAGAGUUCAGCUGAUAUUUUUCCGGUCCACUUCCUAAGGUUAUGCAGCCAAGAUAUUCUUCUCCUUCCAGGACUUCUUCAUCCAUCGAUUUUUCCUUGUACGAUUGUCUGGAGUAAAAAGUAGGCUACCUGGAGUCGUUCCUCAUGAUGUGGCCCAGAUAUUGCAGUUUUUGGAUCUUGAUAGUGUUCAUAAUUUCCCUUUGUUCAUUCAUUCUUUUUAGUACCUCUUCAUUAGUGACAUGUUCAGUCCAUGAUAUCCUCAGUAUUCUUCGAUUUAGUCGAAUUCCAAAGGCUAUUCUCCAAGUAAACAUUUAGUUGAGGGUUAUUUCCAUGUUGAAAAUGAACAGAUCUAUCAUUUAUCAGAUUUUAUGAUACGAGUAUUACAUUCUAUUCAUUCGCGAUAGCUUACUUAGAAUAAGUUACUCGUAUUGUAACGUAUUAAACGGGAAAUUAUUGUGAUUUACUUGAAUAAACUAAAACUCAUAUUUAUUUGAUAUUAUCAAGCAAAAGAAUACGAAAACAUCAGGUAAAAAUAUUAGGUUGAGUAGGAAAAAUAACUGGAAUAACUUGUCAGAAAAAGUUAUAUGAUUUUGUACUUCCAUAAUAUACUCCACUAUCUUAGUCAUAAGUUCCUUAUUUGGAAUAUUUCUGUGAAUUUCAAAAAAUGACCCCACCCAAUCCCAAAUAGUUUGUUAGUAUAAUAUAAGUCUAUAUUUUUUAAUCCACUCAUCAUAUCAAUGUAUGUAUUUCAAAGUUGUAUUGAGAAAUAAAUAUUUAAAAAUUUAAA
Molecule: messenger RNA, 3225 nt
Organism: Nilaparvata lugens (brown planthopper)
Lineage: Eukaryota; Metazoa; Arthropoda; Insecta; Hemiptera; Delphacidae
Product: prohormone-1
Exons: 4
Coding region: 177-449 (90 amino acids)
Source: RefSeq, a predicted model, not a curated record